GAGGCUUAGCAGACGAGACGCCGAAAUUACAAGUGAGAAAAAUGGCGACAGGAAAGCUGAAAGGAAAACCUUGGAAAAAGUCGAGAAAAGGGACAGGAAUCAAAGGAAUCUAUGAACCGUGUAAUACUGAAAGACUAGAUGAAAGGAUGAAUGGAUCAGUUAUUGAACAGACAACCUACAUGUCUUUAGAUGUUUUAGCUCAAGUUGCUGCAGAUACUUUGCAGAAUAGUGAAAAACUUCAGUCAAAAAUUGCAACUAAAAAGAUGUCAAAACGCAGCAUCCAGUGCCUUGAUAUAUUAAACCUUGAGCAGAUCCAAAUGUUAUCUGAAAAAUCUUUGCUUAAUUUCUUCUCUGAGAUGACAUGCAAUGAAAUGACACGGAACUUUACUUACCAAUGUUUCUUAAUACCAGACAAGUGCUGUGAGAAGUUUACCAGUUUCGGUAACGAGGCCAAAGCAAAGCUGCAGAUUAGACAACAUUUGGCUGAUCAUAUUCAACAACUUUUGGAUGAAGCUAAUGAUACUGAAAGGAAGUAUAGAUUUAUUUUCACUGCUGAACCAGUCCAUGUUCGACAACGGAGACUAUCAGAAAUGGAUAAAAUGAAGAAAAGAAAAUCAGUAUGUGUAAAUAGUAGCCCUCUAAAUCGAAAUAACCAACAGAGGACACGGCCAUUGCGGAAAACAUUCACCAGUUUAAAGGCUUCCAAAGAACCCCAUUGUGAGAACAAAGUUCCAGUUGAGAGUGCCAACAUUUGUGACAUUGAUCAAGCACAGAUCUUACCAAGGUGUACUAGAUCUUGGAAGAAACGUAAAGUCUCAGCUGAAAAGAGUGCUGUACCCAACCAAAAUGGUUCCUGUUCUCAAAGAACCUCCACCCAGAAACAAUUGUAUCCUAGAAAACAAUUAAAGAAUAAAAAUCCACCCAAGUGCAACAAACCAAAUGCUGUUAUCCCACUUUUGAAGUCUCCAAACAAGAUGGAUGCCCCAGCUGAAGGGGAGAACAACAGAACUUCAUUUCCCCAUGUAGAUGAGGAUCCACUUCCCAAAGAUGCUGCAAAAAGAAUUGAAGAAAAUGAACUUUUUAUUGUGGAUCUAUUAAACAGGACACAGCCCUAUCUUGACCAUUGCUACACAACUAUUUUUGGUAAAAAACGUGGAAUCGAAACUUUUCAUCAGCGUUUGGAUGCUGAUGAAUGUAACAAUAACAACAACAACAGUGACAAUGAAGAAAAUGUUGACUCAGCUGAAAGUGAUAAAGAAGUGGUUCCAAUAUUAGAGUUCAGUUUGUGUAAUGCUGGGGAUGUUCCAGAAGUGUCAGUGGAAGAAAUUGUUGAUUGUCCAGAGAUUUUAUUAGCAAGUGAAGAUUCAUUGGGACAUUGUGGACUGAAACCUUAUCCACCGAUGCCAAAAUCAGCUUUAGCAAAGAAGGGGAAAAUCCAAGUGCCUGAAGAAGAGGAAUCAUUUAGUGAAGGUGAAAGGAACCUGGAAGAAUCCAAUGGAAGGAAAAGUGAAGAUAAUGAAAAUGUCAUUGAUGAUUUGGAGAGAAAAACUGCUUUACACUGCAUCCGAGAACUAAAAGCCCGAAAGAAAGAUGAGAAAAUUUCCCUUACUUGCCAAAUUUGUUUAAAUAAAACUUUUACAGCUAGUGCAACACUAAUGUAUCACUAUCGCAGUCAUGCUGGGAUCAAACCUUUUGUGUGCCUUCUAUGCAGAACAUCAUUUACCAGACAACACAGUCUCAAUUAUCAUAUGCUAAUUCAUAAUGACCAAAGUCGAUUCACAUGUAAAGACUGUGGGAGAAAAUUUAGACAUCCGAGCCAUUUUAAGGAACACCUACGGCGGCAUACAGGGGAAACUCCUUUUGAAUGCAAAGACUGUCCUCAAAAAUUCAAAACCCGUAACACAUAUAAAAGACAUCUGAAAACACGACAUGGGAAAUUGCUAACUGCAACAGGCAUCCAUGUGUUAUCCAAAGAAGAGUUUAUGAAGGUAAGGACCAAACCAUACAAAAAAUAUCAAGGUGUAAAAGACACAGAAGCAGUUGUAGGCCAUGUAAAUGUUGGAUUAAAUGAAUCAUGAUUGGUUGGUCCUUAUCUGGAAUCCUUGCUGAUAGCAACACAAAACAAACACUGCUUCACUAUUCUCAUCAACAUCUGCUAUUGUAGUUCAUCUCAGCAGAGAUGAAGCAUGACUUCUUCAUCUCUUCUACAAAGCAUAUCAAUAGGUACAGCAUUACAAACAAAGAUGUGGUCAUUUGUAAAAUGUGUAUUGGCUACAGAAUACUUAACUGUAUCAGUUUGCAAUCUAGGACUUAUUAAUACAUCAGGAAAAAUGGCCCUUGUGCACUCUAAUUCUAUAAAAUACACAGAAUCUCUUGUACAAUUAUUUAAUUGGAUCUUGUCUGAUUGAUUCUUAUCUGGAGUAUAUUUCAAAAAUGCGAAUUGAUUCAGACACCAUGUAAAAUACUAAGAAGUUUAGAAUUAUGUGAAGAAAACGAUUCUCCUUCAUGGUUGAGUGAUUAACAAUUCCAGCAAAUAAAUGGAUUUACAGAGUCUUUGAAGCCAUUACCAUGGAAAUAUAUCAAAUAAUGGGGAUGGGGACCAAAAAAAAAAACAGAAUAUAUUUGGUAUAAUGCAUCUAUAAAUAGAAUGUUGAUUGGACUUGUUCCCCAUCUGAAAUUUGUUUGCAAUAUAGUGCCUCUAAAUAAAUGAAGAAAGCAACCAAGUGAAAUGUUACUGAAUGAUUAAAUUGCACCUAUUUGGUUCACAUUUGGAACCUAUAACUUUGUGCCUGUAAAUAUUUGAAGAACACAACAGCCUAAAGAAACGUUUGUUAGAAGACUGUCUGGCUGUAUACCAUCUCAAUGGUGCUUGACUUGGAAUUUAGCAGUCAAUCCAUAGCAUUUAUUUUAUUUUUGCAUGAACACUUCAUAACCAAGCAGUAACAUGUAAGGAAAGAAAUAUUUCUCGUAUAAGCCAGAUAUUUAACUAUUUUAAUAUCUAUAUCUUUAUCAUUUCUAUACAUACAUACAUACAUACAUAUGUGUAUGUAUGUGUUUGACGGCCAAAAUGUUGUUACACAACGAUAUAUACAUUUUCAUAAACAUUUGCUUCAGUGGUUUUCUGUUAGGAAUUCUGCAUUUCCCAAGGACAAGAAUCUCUUAGUUUUGUUAGUGUGAUCUAGAGUAAAGUGCAGCACUUUAUUUACUCUUUGAUAGAGUACAAUGCCUCAUUGAGGCUCAAACCACAAGACUCAACGGUUAAGUUUUAUUUCUCUCAGUCAUUAAGUAAGUAUAAGUGUAAUCUACAUACAUACAUAUCUAUCUAUCUA
Messenger RNA from Octopus bimaculoides (California two-spot octopus), 3329 nucleotides. RefSeq lists its product as uncharacterized. Gene Ontology annotation, cellular component: nucleus. Gene Ontology annotation, molecular function: DNA-binding transcription factor activity, RNA polymerase II-specific. Gene Ontology annotation, biological process: regulation of transcription by RNA polymerase II. NCBI's taxonomy places the organism in Eukaryota, Metazoa, Mollusca, Cephalopoda, Octopoda, Octopodidae. The record is from RefSeq and is a predicted model, not a curated record.